AUGGCUGAAGACUCCCAAGCUCACAUGGACCCUGAUGUCGAUGGCCCCGAUGAGGGUUCCGAUGGGCCCCAGAAUACCUCUAAUUUGACUAUUCGACGAGCAUGUGAUGCAUGCAGGACUCGCAAGAUCCGUUGCGAUAGAAACUCGCCUUGCUCCCAUUGUGUACACGCAAAGAUACCCUGCACACAUCACGAAACUCGCCCAAAGGAGAAGAGAACUCGAAUCCUCCUCUCAGCCCAAUAUGAGAAAAAGAUUGAUAUCAUUGAUCGCCGUCUCGAGACACUCACGGCGCUCAUGCGAGACAUGAAGACAAACAUGUCAUCUACAAACUCUCUUCAAUCUAGCCAGAAUACCACCCCAAAUUCUGAUCCUACACGUCAAUCGCCGGCCCAAAGUUCAACUUCAACGCAUUAUGGGCAUCUUGCUCAAGUUACUGCUGAUAGCCCCGUCGUCGAGGGGGAGUCUUCUUUGGCUGCACAUGGUGAAUUCGCAAAUGAGUUUCUCAAGAAUGCUGUCGGUACCGAGUCUCUGCAAGGUGCCAGCCUCGAGUUACGUGAGACUCUAGAUUCACUUCAUCAUAUCGUCACUUCAUUAAAACAGCAAACUGCUGCUACGGAGAUGUCCUAUCCGUAUGCCAGAACAAUACCACGCCCCACCCUCAAAAGCAAUAACCUCCCACCGAUUCAAACAGCCGUUGCCCUUAUACGGGAAUGUGAAAAUUCUGACUUCAUCCUCGUGAAUGUCGGCCUGAUGUACAUGUUCCAGGAUCGCCAGCAACGAGUAACUGAUAAGAAGGAACACGACGAGAACGAGGAGUAUACCAAAGCACUCCAGCAAAACGCAGAGACAGCGCUAGCUAAUCUACCUUUCCAUCUACCCGCUACUUCCAAUAUGAUUUCUGCUCUACUACUUGGAGCUUUCUAUGCCAUUGAAAUAUCGAAGCCAUCACUGUCGUGGACUUUAUCAUGUAAAGCAUCAGAGCUAUGUCAAACUCUAGGAUACCACCGCAUAUCGACCAUGAAGAACGACAAGCCUCGCGAGGCGCAGCGCAAGCAAUUCCUCUUCUGGAAUACAUAUUUCAUCGACAAGAGUCUCUCUCUCCGCCUUGGAAGAGCCUCUACUAUUCAAGACUGGGACGUCACUGUGCCUAUGCUCUCCGAGAACCCUACCAAUGCUACACCCUUAUCACCCUUCAUCUCACUCUGGAUAGCCACAGCUAGGUGUCAAGGACAAAUAUAUGAGCUGCUGUACAGUCCUGGUUCAAUGGAAGAAUCAGACGAGGUGAGGAGGCUUCGCUCCCAGAAACUGGUGUUUGAUUUGCAAGACAUUGGUCGAAGGAGCAGGGAACUGGCUAAAACUCGCGAGAGAGAAGUCAAAACGAAGCUUGGAGAGUAUUUUAUAGAGUUCAUCAUCAUAUCUGACGACGUGCUCCGACUCUCGCUUCUCACUCUUAUUUACCGAGCAACUCCUGCUCCUCCAGGGUCUCGAGUAACAUUCAUCCCAGAGUGUAUCGAGGCUGCACGUGCGACACUACAGCGUCACCAGGACUGCAUGGACCUCUUGGGACGCGAUAAUGCAUUGUACUUCCCGUCCUAUGUUCACUGGACUCUCCUCUUCGCUCCCUUCAUCCCAUUCAUUGUAGUUUUCUGCCAAGCCAUCGAAACUCGAGACCAAAAUGAUCUAGCCCGUCUACACAAUUUUUGCACAUCGGUUGAGACAACCAUAACACUGUCGGAUGCGGCAGCCAAAAUGCAUCGGCUAUUCCAAGUUCUCUACACUGUAGCGCUUCGUUACAUUGAAUUCCGGACAACUACGCCCACUGCAGACCAGACGCAGGCAAGCGCUGAACUCAACACAUAUCUAGCAGCACUUGGUUUCCCGCCAGCUGGACUCAAUAAUGGAGAGCAGCAGCCCUCGUCAAUGGAUGCUGCACAGGUUGGUACUUUUUCGCAGACGCUGGGAGAUAUGGGAAUGCUUGAUGGUGCUGAGGGCCAGAGAGGUGCGAAUACCAUGAUGUGGAUGGGAAAUACGGCGCAGUUGGGUGAGUGGUUUAACAGUAAUCAACAAAUGAUGGAGUUGCUCGAGGAGCCCAGCUUCACAUUUCCUCAAUAAAGGAUAUCCCGAAG
Molecule: messenger RNA, 2126 nt
Organism: Fusarium graminearum PH-1
Lineage: Eukaryota; Fungi; Ascomycota; Sordariomycetes; Hypocreales; Nectriaceae
Exons: 8
Coding region: 1-2112 (703 amino acids)
Biological process (GO): regulation of DNA-templated transcription; DNA-templated transcription
Molecular function (GO): DNA-binding transcription factor activity, RNA polymerase II-specific; DNA binding; zinc ion binding
Source: RefSeq, a predicted model, not a curated record